Messenger RNA from Suillus discolor, 732 nucleotides. RefSeq lists its product as uncharacterized. Lineage: Eukaryota; Fungi; Basidiomycota; Agaricomycetes; Boletales; Suillaceae. Bases 1 to 732 code for a protein of 243 amino acids. The transcript is spliced from 7 exons. The record is from RefSeq and is a predicted model, not a curated record.
AUGCCUCUUUUCAACCAUCUCUUCACUGAAUGCCUUCUUUCUAGCCAAUUUCUAUUCACUGAGGAGGCUAUUGGUGCGCCUGCAGAUCCAAGUCAAUUUAUAUUCACUGGGGAGGCUAUUGGGGCGCCUCCACAUAUAAGUCAAUUUCCAUUCACUGGGGAGGCUAUUGGGGCGCCUCCACAUAUAAGUCAAUCUAUAUAUACUGGGGAGAUCUAUGUGUGCAUUGGCACACUUCUCCCUUCUUUUAUCAUUGAGUACUGGGGGCUUGGCUUGGGGAGGAGAUCUAUGUGCGCAUUGGCGCACUUCUCCUCCCUUUGUUUACCAUUGAGUACUGGGGGUUGGCUUGGGGAGGAGAUCUAUGUGCGCAUUGGCGCACUUCUCCUCCCUUUGUUUACCAUUGAGUACUGGGGGCUUGGCUUGGGGAGGAGAUCUAUGUGCACAUUGGCGCACUUCUCCUCCCUUUGUUUACCAUUGAGUACUGGGGGCUUGGCUUGGGGAGGAUUUAGUGUCCACAUUGGUGCGCCCCUCCUUCAACCAUCAUUGCGCUUGGGAGGUUUAAGUGUCCACAUUGGUGCGCCUCCUCCCAUCAUUCUUGUAUUGUAUUUUCUCCGGAAGGAUGACACCUGCUCCACCAUAAGAUAUGUUUCUUUUGGCUUGCUCCGAUACUCAAAGAUUAUGUUAUAUAUACUAGACUGUCGCAGAGAGGGCCCCUCUGCGGCAGCCUUGUAUUGA